Manduca sexta (tobacco hornworm) is the source of this 3032-nucleotide messenger RNA. Its product is annotated as zinc finger protein 2 homolog. The transcript has 5 exons. Gene Ontology annotation, molecular function: DNA-binding transcription factor activity, RNA polymerase II-specific; zinc ion binding; chromatin insulator sequence binding. Gene Ontology annotation, biological process: regulation of transcription by RNA polymerase II. The record is from RefSeq and is a predicted model, not a curated record. Lineage: Eukaryota; Metazoa; Arthropoda; Insecta; Lepidoptera; Sphingidae. Gene Ontology annotation, cellular component: nucleus; chromosome. Bases 239 to 2191 code for a protein of 650 amino acids.
UUUUGGUUGUCAAUUGUCAUUUCCCGAUUGAAGACAAGGUUUCAAAGAUAAAUCGUCCAUUGGUGAUUCCAUUAUAUUUAUUGCGGAUUCACAAUGUUCUAUAUACUUUUAUUUCAAUAAUCUUAAUCCGUUCUACUGUUUUUACAAUCUGUUCUGCUUGUUUUUACGAGAGUACUACUUUGUAGUCUUAUGUUAGAUUGGUUCAAUCAAUUUGUGUUUAUAGUGUAAUUUCGAAAUCAUGGCUACACAAGGUAAUGAAAUAAAGAGUUAUUUCGGCAGAUGUCGAUGUUGUCUUGAAUAUGGUUACUUAAAAAAUAUGUGGACUGUACACCAUUGGGAAGGCGAGAGUGAAAUUUACGGCGAAAUGAUAACGCAAUGCUUUGCUUUCACCAUGGAGCAGAUUAAGAGUGUUGAUGAGGAUCAGCUCUGUGCAACUUGUAUCUCCAGGCUACGAGAUGCAUGUAAUUUUAAAUGUAUGAUAAUCAAAUCCCAAAGAUUAUUAAUGCAGGAAGGUGCUUGUGAUGAGGAUACUUUAAAUAUUAAACUAGAGCAUGUGAAACCAGAAAGCAGCUUUCACAGUGACACUGAUGAUGAUACAGCAAAUGACACGGCAGAUGAUACUAAAGAUAUGCUAGAGAGGAACGUAGAAAUGGAAAUUAUCGAGAUGGAUGAGAAAACACCAGAUGAUGAUCACUGUUACGAAGAUGUUGAGUAUUUAGAGGAGGAAAUCGUAACUGAAAAAGUUGAAGUUGAGCCUAAUGACUCUAAAUUAGACGAGUCUGAUGAAAGCGGACCGUCAAAACGAAGGUGGCCGAAAAGGUUGCCACGAAACGAGAGGAACAAGCGAUAUAUGCAAUACACUGAGGACGAUUUACGUAAGAGCUUAGAGGCGGUGAGAAGCCAGAAAAUGUCAACGCGCGAAGCGGCGCAGUACUACAAAGUGCCGUGCAAGACGCUUGCUGCCAAGUUGAAACUAGAAACAGAUAAUGUGCCGGAAGCAAACAAAAAGAAAAGAAUGUCAGUAGAUGUAAAGGAGACAAAAUGUGCUAUAAAUGGGGAACAGAAGGGACGGCGCAUGCGCACGCGUACGCCGCGGAAAACCAAACAACACAAAGACGAGAAGGCGGAGAGCGCCGCGCUGCAAGAGAUGAAGAAGCACAAAGAAAAUAUACAUACUAUAUUACUGUAUUCAAAUGCGUCCAUGGUAAAAGGGCAGUGGGGCGGCAAGUACGCAUGUUGCUUCUGCGACGAAAAAUUCCCGAAACCGGCCGAACUCAAACGUCACAACCUCGACGUACACGAAGAUGCACACACUAAAGCGAUACACGUGAAAUAUGUCUCCGAUCUGAUAAUCAAACUAGACAUCACAGCGCUGCGCUGCCUCGUCUGCGGCGGCAAGAUCGACUCACUAGAUCUCCUCAUGAACCAUCUCAAGGAACACAACAAAACAAUACACACAGAUAUCAAAAACCAUAUAAUUCCUUUCAAGUUUGAAAGUGAUGUGUUACAGUGCGUGGCGUGUACGAAACAGUAUCCGUUCUUCAAAACGUUGUCCGAACACAUGAACGAACAUUACAGAAACUACGAGUGCGUAAACUGCGGCCGAGGGUUCAUCAACAAGCAGUCGAUGCAGACGCACAGCUACCGACAUCAGAAGAACGUGGGCGUGUUCAAGUGCACGCACUGCCCGCGCGAGUUCGACACGCGGCACCGGCGCAGCGCACACGUGCGCAAGACGCACCUGCACGGCAGCAAGACGCGCAAGUGCCACGCCUGCGACGAGCGCUUCUCGUCCAGCGCGCAGGUGCAGAUGCACAUGGUGAAGGCGCACGGCGCCGCGCCCGCGGAGUACAAGUGCGACGCGUGCGACAAGAGCUACUCCAACGGCGGCGCGCUGAGCCUGCACAAGCGGCGCUACCACCUGAUGCUGCGCCCGCACAAGUGCGCGGAGUGCGAGAUGGCUUUCUUCUCUAAGAUGGAGCUGCGCUCGCACAUGGUGACGCACACGCGCACCAAGGAGUUCCAGUGCGAGAUCUGCGACAAGCGCUUCGGCACCAAGUGCUGCCUCAACCAGCACAUGCGCGCGCACUUCGGCAUCAAGCACUACCGCUGCGACUGGUGCGACUUGAAGUUCGCCGCGCGCUCUAAGAUGAAGCUGCACAUGCUAAGGAAACAUAGAGAAGUGGUGUAAUCAACGCGGGCAGUCAUUUUCGGAUUACAGUUUCAAAUGUAGAUGGAUGAUGUAUCUGCAGACUACAGUGAAAUUCUUACAGAACAGACAGUUUAAGAUCGAUGAAAACACGGAACGUUUAAAAUCUUUGACGUUAUCAAUGGGGUUCCUCAAGUCAAAUGUCUUUAUGGUGUGUGUAAACAUGAUAGAGAUAGUAAAGUAGUUUCCAAUUAGUUUUAUCAAAUACUAGAAAGAGUCGAAUAUAUUAUUCUGGCUAUCUAACAAAAAUAGUUUCACCUUACCCAAAUCGUUCUCAUGAAGUACUUACAGCGUGUCGGCGAGCUUACCACUAAUUGAAAACCAUUAAUCUAAACAAAAUAGCGUCUCGACUGUUAGCCAAAGGAGUUUUAGGCUUUCGGUGACACUGCUUUUGCCUAGAAUUUCUUAUAUGAAUCUACUAACUGACUAUUAGCAAAGUAUAGUUAAUUACUAAUUUUAAGCAAAAAAUUAAGACGGCAAUUUAGGUGAAAGAAUCUGAUUAAAGUAUUAUUGAUUACAAAAUAAGUUGGCAAUAAGCUAGUGUAAUAUAAUUUACCUGUUUUAGUGUUAUUUUAAAUCAAGCCACCAGGAUUUACAUUCGUUUUUUCGAAUUAAUAAAAUACAAAAAAAUAUUUAUCUACGGGUUGUUCUACAAACUAUCGAUGAAGUUGAGUUUGAUUUCGUUACCAGGAUAUUGUGUAUUCUACUGAUUAUGACUGACAAUUUCACACUUUUAAUAGUAAUUUUGUAAAGAGAAAAAUAUAUCCAUAAGUGUGUUAUGUAGUAUAUUGUACAAAUAAUUUAGUUUGUAACAAUUUUUCAA